AUGGUCGCUGCGCACGCUGCCCAUUCUUCCUCCUCGGCCGAGUGGAUCGCCUGCCUGGAUAAAAGACCAUUGGAACGAUCCAGUGAAGAUGUGGAUAUAAUCUUCACACGGCUGAAAGAAGUUAAAGCUUUUGAGAAAUUUCACCCAAAUCUCCUUCAUCAGAUUUGUUUGUGUGGUUAUUAUGAGAAUCUGGAAAAAGGAAUAACAUUAUUUCGCCAAGGUGAUAUUGGAACCAACUGGUAUGCUGUCCUGGCAGGAUCUUUGGAUGUUAAAGUUUCUGAGACCAGCAGUCACCAGGACGCGGUGACCAUCUGCACUCUGGGAAUUGGGACAGCCUUUGGAGAGUCCAUUCUGGACAACACUCCGCGCCAUGCGACCAUCGUUACCAGGGAGAGCAGCGAGCUGCUCCGCAUCGAGCAGAAGGACUUCAAGGCACUAUGGGAGAAAUAUCGACAGUACAUGGCAGGACUUCUGGCUCCUCCUUAUGGUGUUAUGGAAACGGGCUCUAACAAUGACAGGAUUCCUGACAAGGAGAACACACCUCUCAUUGAACCUCACGUUCCUCUUCGUCCUGCUAACACCAUUACCAAGGUUCCUUCAGAGAAGAUCCUCAGGGCUGGAAAAAUUUUACGAAAUGCCAUUCUCUCUCGAGCACCUCACAUGAUAAGAGAUAGAAAAUACCACCUAAAGACAUACAGACAGUGCUGUGUGGGGACCGAGCUGGUGGACUGGAUGCUGCAGCAGACUCCAUGUGUUCACUCCCGAACGCAGGCUGUGGGCAUGUGGCAAGUCCUGGUAGAAGACAGCGUUCUCAACCACGUGGAUCAGGAGCAUCACUUCCAAGACAAAUAUUUAUUUUAUCGAUUUCUGGAUGAUGAGCACGAGGACGCCCCUUUGCCUACGGAGGACGAGAAGAAGGAGUGUGAUGAAGAGCUGCAGGACACCUUGCUGCUGCUGUCGCAGAUGGGCCCGGACGCCCACAUGAGGAUGGUCCUUCGCAAACCACCUGGACAGAGGACCGUGGAUGACCUAGAAAUCAUCUAUGAAGAACUCCUUCACAUUAAAGCCUUAUCCCAUCUUUCUACCACAGUGAAACGGGAGUUAGCAGGUGUGCUCAUUUUUGAGUCCCAUGCCAAAGGAGGGACUGUGUUAUUUAACCAAGGGGAAGAAGGCACCUCAUGGUACAUUAUUCUAAAAGGAUCAGUGAAUGUAGUCAUUUAUGGCAAGGGGGUGGUCUGUACCCUGCAUGAGGGCGAUGACUUUGGUAAGUUAGCCCUAGUGAAUGAUGCCCCGAGAGCUGCCUCCAUCGUCUUGAGAGAAGAUAACUGCCAUUUCUUAAGAGUGGACAAGGAGGAUUUCAACCGGAUCCUGAGGGACGUUGAGGCGAACACAGUCAGACUUAAAGAACAUGACCAAGAUGUCUUGGUGCUGGAGAAGGUCCCAGCAGGGAACAGGGCUUCUAAUCAAGGAAACUCACAGCCUCAGCAAAAGUAUACUGUGAUGUCAGGAACACCUGAAAAAAUUUUAGAGCAUUUUCUAGAAACGAUACGCCUUGAGCCAGCUUUAAAUGAAGCAACAGAUUCUGUAUUAAAUGACUUUGUUAUGAUGCACUGUGUUUUUAUGCCAAAUACCCAGCUUUGCCCAGCUCUGGUGGCCCAAUAUCCUUUUGUUCCUUCACAAGGUACAGAACAAGAGAAAAUGGAUUAUGCCCUCAACAAUAAGAGGCGAGUCAUCCGCCUGGUUUUGCAGUGGGCUGCCAUGUAUGGAGACGUCCUACAAGAGGAUGACGUGGCGAUGGCUUUCCUGGAGGAGUUUUAUGUAUCUGUAUCAGAUGAUGCCCGGAUGCUUGCCGCCCUCAAGGAGCAACUGCCUGAGCUGGAGAAGAUUGUCAAGCAAAUUUCAGAAGAUGCAAAGGCUCCACAAAAGAAGCACAAAGUUCUUUUGCAACAGUUCAACACGGGCGAUGAGAGAGCCCAGAAGCGCCAGCCUAUCCGUGGCUCUGAUGAAGUUCUGUUUAAAGUCUAUUGCAUGGACCACACCUACACAACCAUCCGGGUACCAGUGGCCGCCUCGGUGAAGGAAGUCCUCAGUGCAGUUGCCGACAAACUGGGCUCCGGGGAAGGCCUGAUCAUCGUCAAGAUGAGUUCCGGGGGAGAAAAGGUGGUGCUCAAACCUAAUGAUGUUUCCGUAUUUACAACGCUCACCAUUAAUGGACGUCUGUUUGCUUGCCCGCGAGAGCAAUUCGAUUCACUGACUCCCUUGCCAGAGCAGGAGGGCCCAACUGUUGGAACAAUGGGAACUUUUGAACUGAUGAGCUCCAAAGAUUUGGCCUACCAGAUGACAAUUUAUGAUUGGGAGCUCUUCAACUGUGUGCAUGAGCUGGAGCUAAUCUAUCACACAUUUGGAAGGCAUCAUUUUAAAAAGACCACAGCAAACUUGGAUUUGUUCCUGAGGAGGUUUAAUGAAAUUCAGUUUUGGGUUGUCACUGAGAUUUGCCUUUGUUCCCAGCCUAGCAAGCGUGUUCAGCUCUUAAAAAAAUUUAUUAAGAUCGCAGCCCACUGUAAGGAAUACAAAAAUCUGAAUUCCUUUUUUGCCAUCGUCAUGGGACUAAGUAACGUAGCUGUGAGCCGCCUGGCACUAACAUGGGAGAAACUGCCAAGCAAGUUCAAGAAGUUCUAUGCAGAGUUUGAAAGUUUAAUGGAUCCUUCAAGAAACCACAGGGCUUACAGGCUGACAGUAGCCAAAUUGGACCCUCCUCUCAUCCCCUUCAUGCCUUUGCUCAUUAAAGAUAUGACAUUUACUCAUGAGGGGAACAAGACGUUCAUUGACAAUCUAGUAAACUUUGAAAAAAUGCGAAUGAUUGCAAAUACUGCCAGAACAGUGAGAUACUGCAGGAGCCAACCCUUUAAUCCUGAUGCAGCUCAAGCUAAUAAGAACCAUCAGGAUGUCCGGAGUUAUGUACGGCAAUUAAAUGUGAUAGACAACCAGAGAACUUUAUCACAGAUGUCACACAGACUAGAGCCUCGUCGGCCAUAG
Rangifer tarandus platyrhynchus (Svalbard reindeer) is the source of this 3036-nucleotide messenger RNA. NCBI's taxonomy places the organism in Eukaryota, Metazoa, Chordata, Mammalia, Artiodactyla, Cervidae. The record is from the annotation of a GenBank genome assembly.